Cylicostephanus goldi is the source of this 423-nucleotide messenger RNA. The record is from the annotation of a GenBank genome assembly. Lineage: Eukaryota; Metazoa; Nematoda; Chromadorea; Rhabditida; Strongylidae.
AUGGAAUCUGGAGAGGAGGUCACGUCUCCUGUUUAUGCAGUGUAUUACCCAGGGGAUAUCGCGAAAUCGCCUCGGAAUAUAUACUCGACACUCAAAGAAGCUGUGAAGUUUGCUAAUUCGCCCGAGGGAAAGUCCAAUGGCGCUCGUUUCAAUCGUUUUGGCACCCCCAAACAAGCUAUGGAAUUCUUUGCAUCUGGUGAAUGUCGUAGUCCUCAAUGUUCAACGUCAACACCGUCCGUGCCAUUCGAACCGGUGAUUCCACAUCCUUCCGUUAGUCGACUGCAAAUGAAUGAUUUCAAAAAAGCUAUCGAAAAGGGCACUAUCGAAGCUGUGACCGAACUGAUUGACACUAACCCUCGAUUUUUGGUGAACACAAGUGGUGAUACAGCUGCUAUAGUCAUGGUAUGUUUUGGAAAGUUCUAG